This is a messenger RNA of Paramuricea clavata, 606 nucleotides long. The record is from the annotation of a GenBank genome assembly. NCBI's taxonomy places the organism in Eukaryota, Metazoa, Cnidaria, Anthozoa, Malacalcyonacea, Plexauridae.
AUGAAUAAUAAUACCCUUCCUACCCGAAAGAACCUCAGUAGAUGGGGAAUUUCAUCAAGUUCUGACUGCUCGUUCUGCUUACACCCUGAAUCACUUCUGCACGUUGUUGCCGGUUGUCAACAUUACUUGGAACGAUUUACUUGGAGACACGAUUGCAUACUAAAGUUUCUUGCAAAAACCUUUCAAAGUUUAAACGAAUGCAAAUUACUUGUUGAUCUUCCUGGAUUUGAAAGCCCCUCGAUUAUUACGGGUGAUGAAUAUCGUCCUGAUUUACUUGUCUCCACUUCAGACAAGCACCUCUACGUUGUUGAACUUACCGUAGGCUUUGAAUCAAACCUCACAAACAAUGUUAACAGCAAGAAAGCUAAAUAUAAUAACCUAAUUAGAGAACUAGAUCAAAACUUUACAUCUGUUAAAUUUAUAAAUCUUCCAGUCAGUUCGCUAGGGGUGUUUGACAAAGAAUGCCAUACAUUUGUAAAAAUGCUAAAUGAGUUAGGACUGGAUAAUCAACACCAACAAUAUUGUAUCAGAAAAAUGAUAUCUAUUGCCAUCCGAUCAACGUACUACAUAUUUUGCUGUAGAAAUAAAGAAUGGACAAAUCCCGAA